Molecule: messenger RNA, 2346 nt
Organism: Lathyrus oleraceus (garden pea)
Lineage: Eukaryota; Viridiplantae; Streptophyta; Magnoliopsida; Fabales; Fabaceae
Exons: 9
Coding region: 246-1931 (561 amino acids)
Source: RefSeq, a predicted model, not a curated record
AGAAACAUUUAUUUGAUCAAAAACAUGGAUUCUCACUCUCAACUCAAACAUUGUUCGAAAUAAUUUGGCAUAGUUCCACAAAACCCAACCACAUACAGCCACGUCACCACACCCCUACACGGCGACUCCACCGCAAAGCAACCCUCGUCUCUCCAUCCUCCUCCUCUAAUUUUCCGAUCUAUUUCACUCCACCUUAUUGCCACCUCUCUCUCUCUCUCUCUCUCUCUCUCUCUCUCUCUCUCUCAAUGACGGACCCAAUCAAACCUUCCACGUCACGUGGGAGCACCGUGAUUCACCCAAGACGCGAGCCAUUCGAGUUCGGUCUCUUACCAAUCCCAAAGCUCAUCUUCUCCGAUCCCACACAAUCCCUAAUCACAUUGAAACAGAAGCUUCUCGACUCUUCCUCUAAUCAUCGAGUCGACUCAGCCAUAAUCUCCGAUUCUCUCCAGAUCUCCGCCGACCAAGCUAGACUCCUCCUCGACACCCUCGCCUCCGUUCACCACUCCGAUUCUGAACCUCUUGUAAGGGCUCUGCCUGGCCAAAACGACGCCGUUGGUGCUGACAUUCACGAUCUGGUUCUGCUCCUUUACAUUCAAUCCUACAAAAGGUUGCUCCCCCGCUCUCACAAGGACUCUGCCUCUGUUGCCGAUGUUUGGCCUUCUACUUCUGCUUUCGAUGGUUACUUUUCUGCUCUCUCUCCUCUUCAGCUUAUGCGCAGCAACAGUAGGCGUUUUAUGCCCUCGCAGGCUGAUGAAGAGGCACAUCAGUUAUUGUAUCUACAAAAGCACAUGGCUAACAUUCUAUCACUUCUAGCAGAGCACGGCGAGAGUCAAGGGGAAGGCGAAGAAUUACAGGUUUUAACUAUGGAUAGAUUUGAGCACAUUGGGUUCCUGGUUCAGUUUGGCGAUAAGGCUGAAGGAAACUGUUUAAGUCAAUCAUCUCCAUUUUUUGCGAAUUCGGAUCCCGACAUGCCUGCCAUUCCUGUUUCUGUUACGCAAGUUCAUGACUGGCUUAUGCAAAAUAUAACUUCUGCUUUGGAACAUAUUUCUGAAAGGACUUCUGCAAAGGAAAAUGGGCCAGCCAGUGGCACUGAUCAAGAUGUUGCUAUGACUGAUGCAUGCACUGUCUCGGUUAAGUUUUCAGCUAGUACCAGGGAUUCGUGUUUCAUUGAAGGGGUCUCUAAAGCUUCUUAUGUGAAGCAUGCAUCUGACAUGAAAUGUUCAUCUGUUAAGGUUCUAAAUUGCCAAGAGUCUACCGUCUAUGUCUUAGCACCUUUGAGAUAUGCCAUUGUCUAUGGAUGCUCAGAUGCCACAAUAGUUCUUGGAGCAGUUGGCAAGGCUGUGAGAGUCGAACACUGUGAAAGGGUUCAUGUGAUUGUGGCCGCAAAACAUAUUUGUAUUGCCAACUGUCGUGAAUGUGUUUUCUUUUUGGGAGUGAACCAGCAACCUCUUAUAAUUGGUGAUAACCAUAAACUGCAGGUAGCACCAUAUAAUACAUGUUACCCCCAGUUGGAGGAGCAUAUGAGUGAAGUUGGAAUUCUGCCCACAGUGAACAGAUGGGAUGAAGCUCUGGCUUUGGGCAUUCUUGAUCCACAUGAUUCAUUAUCUCAUCCAGCUGGUGUAUCUGAUGUUCAAGCUGAGUCUGCUACACGAGUGGACCCUGAUCAGUUCACAAAUUUUGUGAUUCCAAACUGGCUUGCAGGAGAAUCCAUUGGAUCUACAAAAGACAACCCAUUUGCAUUACCAGAUUCAUAUGCGGCGUCUCAGCAUAAAAAUAAAAAAAACUUAGAGGAGAUAAGGCGGCUAAUACACGAAGCUUCUCUAGAAGACAAUCGUAAACGAGAAUUGACGUCUGUGCUUCAUAUGUACUUCAAGGACUGGUUAUAUGCUUCAGGAAAUAUUCGUCAACUUUACUGUCUGCAAUCGGAUUAAUCUUCCAUAGAGAAUAUAUUUAUUAUACACAGUUAAUGACAUUGAAGGGCAAAGGUUUUGGUUUCCUUUUUGAUACUUCAGUUUCGCUUGCCAAAUUGCAUUGGUCGCACAGGUAGCUAAAAUCAGUUGACAUGAGUUAGAGUGCUCAACCUUCUUAUGCAGUCAGAUAUAUCACUCUGCACAGAAAUGGAACAAAAAUGCAAUCAGUAAUCUGAUUGUUAUGAUUUUCUUUUUGUGAAAUAAUUUCUGUAAUAUUUUGUUAUUCUAAAUUAUCGGCCUUCUAGAAAAAAACAAAAACAAAUGACUGCAAUAUCUAUCUAGAGUACUAGAUUUUUUCGAUUUUCAACUUUUCCCCGUUGUAAGUCAAGAAAAGAAGAAAAGAGGGGUUCAAUGUGAUUGAGGUCCUUAUGGCUUA